ACGACUUGAAAGAAUGGCUCCUCAAGAGACGGACGCGAAUGGUGUGCUGUUCGAGCAUGACGUGGAGACGAAGGACGCGGCCCUGGCGAAGACGCCGGUCCAGCAAGCCGGAGACGAAAAGUGGGAGACCCAUUACGUGUGGCAUAUCAUCAUAUUCGUUCCGUUGGUCUAUAUAAGCGGGGUGUAUGGAGGCUACCUGUUCCUAGUGUCGGCGACAUGGCAAACGAAGAUAUUUACCAUCUUCUUGUAUGUGUCGUCGCUCCUGAGCGUCACCGCGGGAGCCCACAGGCUCUGGAGCCACAAAGCCUACAAGGCUAAAUGGCCUCUCCAACUUAUCCUUACGUUCUUCCACACUAGUGCUCUCCAGUACUCGGUGAUAAACUGGGUACGCGACCACCGCAUGCACCACAAGUAUGCGGACACGGACGCGGACCCACACAACUCCCAGAGAGGGUUCUUCUUCUCCCAUGUAGGAUGGCUGAUGGUGGGUAAACACCUGGAGUUCGAGCGGAAAAGCAUGGGGCUGGACAUUAGCGAUGUCGAAGCAAAUCCUAUACUGCAGUUUCAGCGAAAGUAUUACGUAAUCCUGGUCACGAUUAUCUGCUUCAUCCUCCCCACUAUUAUCCCGGUCUACUUCUGGAACGAGACCUGGAUAAACGCCAUAUUAGUGCCCGGGAUGUUCCACCGCUUCUGCGUAUACAACGCCAUUGGAUUCGUCAACUCCGCUCUCCACAAAUGGGGGUACAAGCCCUACGACAAGGACAUGGCGGCUUCAGAAAUUCAUCUUUUCAAUUAUUUAUUAUUAGGAGAAAGCGCCCAUAACUACCACCACGCUUUUCCUUGGGAUUAUAGGACGUCAGAACUCGGAAUAAGCACGACGUUUAGUUUGACUACAGCGUUCAUAAAUUUAUUUGCGAGAAUCGGCUGGGCUUACGACUUAAAGACUAUUUCUGAUGACAUCAUUCGGAAGCGUGUUAUGCGUACUGGAGAUGGCUCUCACCAAAUUUGGGGGUGGGAUGACAAAGACGAGUGA
Molecule: messenger RNA, 1033 nt
Organism: Cydia fagiglandana
Lineage: Eukaryota; Metazoa; Arthropoda; Insecta; Lepidoptera; Tortricidae
Product: acyl-CoA Delta-9 desaturase-like
Exons: 4
Coding region: 14-1033 (339 amino acids)
Biological process (GO): unsaturated fatty acid biosynthetic process
Cellular component (GO): endoplasmic reticulum membrane
Molecular function (GO): iron ion binding; stearoyl-CoA 9-desaturase activity
Source: RefSeq, a predicted model, not a curated record